AUGUACAAAACUUUCCUUACUGUGUUUCUUCUGAAAUUUGAAAUUUCUUCCAGUUGUAUACCCACACAAAAUGUGGACCCAUUUCCUUGCAAAGUGUGUUCAAAAAUCUACGAUUCCUCGUGUGUUGGUGACGAUGGCUCCUAUGGUGGAUGGUGUGUACCCGCUGAUGAUGUUCCUGUAACUUAUACACUUGGCAAUCCUCCAGCUAUCGGUUUCGCCACUUCCACGGACUGCUGGACUGAUUUGACAUGUCCCUCCGGAACUACUAGAGAAUUUCUCAUAGAUGGGAGUAUUCCGUCUGAAGGAAACCCAUACGGUGCACAAACGCUUGCAUACUGUGAAGAAUCUGGACCCGCUGCUGGUGUUUGGCGUAUCUGGGUCGCGGAUGAUCACGAAAUCACAAAUAUGAGAUGUGUGGGAUGA
Molecule: messenger RNA, 423 nt
Organism: Caenorhabditis briggsae
Lineage: Eukaryota; Metazoa; Nematoda; Chromadorea; Rhabditida; Rhabditidae
Exons: 3
Coding region: 1-423 (140 amino acids)
Source: RefSeq, a predicted model, not a curated record